UACAACAUCACCCCGCGCCUUUGUUGUGAGACGGUAGCAAGGCGACUGUUUAUCCUUCGAGCUAGCUAACCUUAUCAGUUUUACAGGAGGGUAACUAAAUAAAAACAGCUAGAAAUAAUGAUUACUAUGACAUUUUGACGUCACCGAAUUAUCCCGAAGUGGGAUCCGUAGAAAAAUAAAGUUUAAGAAGCGAGUGGAUUUCAAAGAGGUUUGACAGAUCGAGGAGAGUACACAUGUCGUCUGCAGCAGAGACAGUGGAAAAUGCCUCCAUCAUGUCAGAGAGUGUGGCCCAUGACGGAAACCGCUUGUGGAUAGGCAACAUCGAUCCCAAAAUUACAGAGUAUCACCUGGUGAAGUUGUUGGAGAAAUUCGGCAAUGUGAAACAGUUUGACUUCCUGUUUCAUAAGUCUGGGCCUUUGGAGGGACAGCCACGGGGCUACUGCUUUGUCAACUUCAACACGAGAGAGGAGGCAGAGAGGGCAAUCCAGUGUUUAAAUGGGAAGCUAGCUUUGUCCAAGAAGCUGGUCGUGCGCUGGGCGCACGCACAGGUGAGGAGGUUUGAAGGUUUCCGUAAUGACAAGACGAUGCCUCCGAGCCUGGAACCAUCAUGCAGCGGGGCGGCAGAGGAUGGACCCGUAACUGGCAACCACCUCAGUACGAGUGCUAAGAUCCGUGCCAUCGAGGCCAAGCUUCAGAUGAUGGAGGAGAAUCCAGAUGAUGACUACUCGGGCCCGUCGGCCUACGUUUACAAUAAACCGCCAGAGAGGAAACGCUGGGAGCCCUACUCUAAAUCACACCACAAUAACCAGAGCAGGCCCUUCCGCAAGUUUAGGAGAUGACCCAUCCUCCCACUCAUUCUGGAGAUCCCCCCCUCCUCUACCCUACUCACCUCAGUCCCCACCUACACACAAACAGACUCUACACUAGAUACUAUAAAGACGAUACACAUCCUAUCUGGGAAUAAAAGGAUCUGAGAAUACUUUGAGAACCCGGACUCUUUGGGAGUAAUCACAGCAAUCACGGACAAGUACCGAAAGUGGUUUUAGUUAUUUUGGGUUUACAGUUAUCAGUUAUUAUUUAGUCUUAACAUAUGCCCCACACCUGACUGCUGUGCAGGUUGGAUCCCUUAUCAGUCUGCUUUCUCACUUUUGCAGAGAUUUAACGCAGGUGAAUCAUACAGCUGAGAGCCACAUGAUGCACAGCUGCCAGGAAAGAGAAAUGUUAUUAUUAAAGAGUCUAAAUGCUGAUCCUCUUAUUGUCUUUCACAUCAUAUUAUUUAAAGGUGAAAUACUUUUUUGUCUUUAUUCAAUGCUUCAGUGAAGGGGAAGAAAUACACAGAUUUGUAACAGGUUUGUAUCAUUAAUAAUAAUGGAGUUCAAAUAAGCCACUCAGCGACACUUACUGUAAGUUUCAGUAUUUUUGUGUGACGUUGCUCUUUUCCUAAUAGUUUGCUUUUUUUUUUUUUCUUGGAUCCAAUUUUUAUACAACCGCAGUCUUUUCACUGACUUUUUGUGUUGUGUAGUGUUUUGGUAUUUCCCUUACCACAGUCUCUUUAUUUCAAUUUUCCAAUUAAAGGCUAUUAAAUAUCACAUCUGCAGCGUGCUGUUUUAUGACAUUUUCUAGAUUUUUUUUUUUUACAUUGCUCAUAAAACUCAAGAUUCAUUUUUAUGAUUUGUCAGUCAGCAACAUUUGAAUUCUCAGUCUACAUGUAUUUGCAGGUACAAUGUAUUUUGUAAGAAAUUUGGUAGGCCAUCUGCAUUUCAUUAAUGGGAGACUUUAAAAGACUGCUAAAUAAAUCCAUUAAUCCACCAUUAAAAAAUUACCUGAAUUAUUAUUAUUAUUAUUUUCUUUUAAAAGGGUGAUUUUUCUCUAAUAAUUGAUAAUCCUGUUUAUUGUAGCAUCCAUUAUGUUUGCCUCAGUUUUAUUUUUUUCCCCACUAAACAUGAUGGAUAUAGACUUUUAUUAUUUGUUGUGCAGUCUACCAAAAGUCAAUAUUUUGUAGACCCUGUCGCAUUAAUGUGCAACCCCUCUAUUUUAAACUGUAACGUUUGUUAUUGGUUUGUGUGUUCAUGCUUUUGAUGUUAUCUGAGUUGUGUUUCCCUGCAGGUGUGACAUGCAGUGUGAGGCUAGAACCUCGAUGCAUAAAAGACAUGACAGGAUAUGUUGGCGAAAUUACAGUCUGAGUGUGUUUACGUUAAGAAUGAAUUUGCCAACCAAAGGUCCUUUGCCAAACAAAUGUUUUUAAGAGGUAACCAAUGAACUGAAGUCAUUUUCUAACAUGGCAGCAUAGAUGCAGAUCGGCAGACUUCUUAUAGAUGAUGAGAUGAGAGAGCAGAAUUUCGUGUGCAACGAACAAAUCAAAUCCUACCUCUUGACAUCAGUCAGCCCUUUUCAAAUUAUUUUUUGUUACUGUUGUAAAAUCACCCGACUGCAGAAUAGUUCUGAUGUCCAUUAGAUCCAAUUAAUGUUUUCUUUGCAAUGUGUGUAUUUAUCUGAUUUCAAUAAAAGGCCUCUUCGUUAAAGUA
Messenger RNA from Centropristis striata (black sea bass), 2525 nucleotides. RefSeq names its product RNA binding motif protein 18 (gene rbm18). Lineage: Eukaryota; Metazoa; Chordata; Actinopteri; Perciformes; Serranidae. The transcript is spliced from 6 exons. Bases 234 to 839 code for a protein of 201 amino acids. The record is from RefSeq and is a predicted model, not a curated record. Gene Ontology annotation, molecular function: RNA binding.